Parnassius mnemosyne (clouded apollo) is the source of this 978-nucleotide messenger RNA. The record is from the annotation of a GenBank genome assembly. Lineage: Eukaryota; Metazoa; Arthropoda; Insecta; Lepidoptera; Papilionidae.
AUGGCUCCGCCACCCGCGGUGCCGGAAGCGGACCACCAGGACGACGACGACGGCAUCCCGGAAGGGACCGGGGUAGACCUGAGAGUGGCGGUACGUAGGCUCAAGGCCAGUAAUACCGCCCCAGGACCCGAUGGCUUGCCUGGCAAAGCCUGGGUUCUGGCCUCGGAGGCUUUCGGGCCCCGACUGGAGGGGCUCCUAAGCGCAUGCUUGGAGAGAGGCCAAUUCCCACUUCGUUGGAAGACGGGGAAGCUGGUCCUCAUUCGGAAGCCGGGGCGCCCUGCGGACUCUCCGUCCGCAUACUGGCCCGUGGUGCUGCUCGACGAGGUGGGCAAGCUCUUUGAAAGAGUCAUUGCAAACCGCCUCGCCGAGCACCUUGCGGGGACGGGGCCGGAUCUUGCGGAAACCAAACAGGCGCUCUACGGUGGACGCCAUCAUGCGCGUGAGAGCCCUCACGACGGGGGAUGCAGUGGCCAGGGGGGGGGGGUUGUUUUGGCGGUGUCUCUCGACAUCGCCAACGCCUUCAACUCCAUUCCCUGGAGCUGCAUUAGGGAGGCACUCCGGUAUCACCGGGUGCCGAACUAUCUCCGUCGUAUAGUCGGGGACUAUCUGACGGAUAGGGCCGUCAUCUACCCCGGUCGCAACGGUGAGUGGAACCGGCGAGAGAUGUCGUGCGGUGUCCCACAAGGUUCGGUUCUGGGGCCGCCCCUGUGGAACAUCGGUUACGACUGGGUGCUGCGCGCCGACCUCCCUACCGGCGUCAGCGUAGUUUGCUACGCUGACGACACGCUGGUACUGGCACAGGGGAGGUCGUACGAGGCUGCGGCGGAAAAUAUGACACGCGGGGUUGCGAUAGUCGUUGAGAGGAUCCGGCAGCUGGGUCUUAAGAAACUUCAAAAGUACUUUGUUGGUUAUGCUAUAAGACAAAUUUUAAGUGCAAUUCCUCUAAAAGGAAAGGGGCAAAGUAGUUCUAGAUUAUAA